Molecule: messenger RNA, 4722 nt
Organism: Falco peregrinus (peregrine falcon)
Lineage: Eukaryota; Metazoa; Chordata; Aves; Falconiformes; Falconidae
Gene: FGFR2
Product: fibroblast growth factor receptor 2
Exons: 18
Coding region: 511-3042 (843 amino acids)
Biological process (GO): protein phosphorylation; positive regulation of kinase activity; multicellular organism development
Cellular component (GO): membrane; signaling receptor complex
Molecular function (GO): ATP binding; fibroblast growth factor binding; fibroblast growth factor receptor activity
Source: RefSeq, a predicted model, not a curated record
ACCACCACCCACCCGAGGGGGGCUGUCGGCUGACAAAGCUGCGGCGGCUCGGGGCGGGCGGCUGGAUGGAGCGGAGCGGGGCCCGCGGCGCUCUGCUCGGCGAUGCCCGCGCGGGGGAGGAGGCUGCUGGCGCCGGGCACGGCGGGCUCGCCCCUCUGAGGCGGUAGCCGCUGCAGCCCAGCCAGGGGACGGGACGGGACGCCGGGCCGGCUCCUGCCUCGCCUCGCCACCCCCUGCCUCCCCCAGCCGCGUCCCGCGGGGGAUGCGCCCCGCUGCGCCGCUGCGGGUUUGCCAGCCGGCCCCGCCGCGGCCGCCCGCCGAGUGACCGCGGCCGCCCAGGAGUUUCCUCUCCGUCGCGGGGAGCCGCCGCGCCUCAGCCCGCCUGUUGCGGGGCGAGCGGGCCCUUCCCGCCCAGCUUCUCGCUGCAGCAGCAGCCGUUGUUCCAAGGGAGGAGGUAUUACCCUGGCCGAAGGCACUGCUUUCUCUCCAUGCUUCUCUAGAGGUGUUCAGAUGGGAUUAAAGUCCACAUGGAGAUAUGGAAAUGGACCAGGAAUUUACUCUAAAAAGAUGGUCAGCUGGGAUUCGGGUUGCCUUAUCUGCCUGGUGGUGGUCACCAUGGCUGGACUUUCCCUGGCUCGACCUUCAUUUAAUUUAGUAGUUGAAGACACCACGCUGGAACCUGAAGAGCCACCAACCAAAUACCAAAUCUCUCAGCCAGAUGUAUAUUCAGCACUUCCAGGAGAACCGCUUGAGUUGCGCUGUCAAUUGAGAGACGCCGUCAUGAUCAGUUGGACUAAGGAUGGGGUCCCUUUGGGGCCCGACAAUAGGACAGUGAUUAUUGGGGAGUACUUACAAAUUAAGGAUGCUACACCCAGAGAUUCAGGCCUCUAUGCUUGCACUGCUGCUAGGACCCUAGACAGUGAUACUCUGUACUUCAUUGUAAAUGUUACAGAUGCCCUUUCCUCUGGGGAUGAUGAAGAUGACAAUGAUGGGUCCGAGGACUUUGUGAAUGACAGCAACCAGAUGAGGGCGCCUUAUUGGACACAUACGGACAAAAUGGAGAAAAGGCUACAUGCGGUGCCAGCGGCGAACACUGUCAAGUUUCGUUGUCCAGCGAUGGGAAACCCAACACCGACGAUGCGAUGGCUGAAAAAUGGGAAAGAGUUUAAACAAGAGCAUCGUAUUGGUGGAUAUAAGGUCCGCAACCAGCACUGGAGUCUCAUCAUGGAGAGCGUGGUCCCGUCUGACAAAGGAAAUUAUACGUGCAUCGUGGAAAAUCAGUACGGAUCCAUCAAUCACACGUACCAUCUCGAUGUUGUUGAGCGAUCACCCCAUCGGCCCAUCCUCCAAGCUGGCCUUCCAGCAAAUGCCUCUGCGGUCGUCGGAGGUGACGUCGAGUUCGUCUGCAAAGUCUACAGUGAUGCUCAACCUCAUAUUCAGUGGAUAAAACAUGUAGAGAAGAAUGGCAGUAAAUACGGACCAGAUGGACUGCCGUAUCUUCAGGUUUUAAAGCAUUCGGGGAUAAAUAGUUCCAAUGCUGAAGUGCUGACACUGUACAAUGUGACAGAGGCGGACGCUGGAGAAUAUAUUUGUAAGGUCUCCAAUUAUAUAGGGGAGGCCAACCAGUCUGCCUGGCUCUCUGUUCUGCCAAGUAAACAAGCUCCUGAAAAAGAAAAAGAAUACCCGACAUCUCCUGACUACCUGGAAAUAGCAAUUUACUGCAUAGGGGUCUUCUUAAUUGCCUGCAUGGUGCUGACGGUCAUCCUGUGUCGCAUGAAGAACACCACCAAGAAGCCCGAUUUCAGCAGCCAGCCCGCUGUCCAUAAGCUGACAAAGCGAAUCCCUCUGCGCAGACAGGUAACAGUGUCGGCUGACUCGAGCUCCUCCAUGAACUCCAACACUCCUCUGGUGAGGAUAACUACUCGCCUCUCCUCUACGGCUGAUGCCCCCAUGCUGGCAGGAGUCUCGGAAUAUGAAUUGCCAGAAGACCCAAAAUGGGAGUUUCCAAGAGAUAAGCUGACGCUGGGUAAACCCCUGGGUGAAGGUUGCUUUGGGCAAGUCGUCAUGGCCGAGGCGGUGGGGAUUGACAAAGACAGGCCAAAAGAAGCAGUAACUGUGGCAGUGAAGAUGUUGAAAGAUGAUGCUACAGAGAAAGAUCUGUCUGACCUGGUGUCAGAGAUGGAGAUGAUGAAGAUGAUUGGGAAGCAUAAAAAUAUCAUCAAUCUCCUUGGAGCCUGUACCCAGGAUGGUCCGUUGUACGUGAUAGUAGAAUACGCUUCCAAAGGAAACCUGCGCGAGUACCUGCGAGCACGCCGCCCCCCGGGGAUGGAGUAUUCAUUUGAUAUUAACAGGGUACCAGAAGAGCAGAUGACAUUCAAGGACUUAGUGUCCUGCACGUACCAGUUGGCAAGAGGCAUGGAGUACCUGGCUUCACAAAAAUGUAUCCAUCGAGACUUGGCUGCAAGAAAUGUUUUGGUAACUGAAAAUAAUGUCAUGAAAAUAGCAGACUUCGGUUUAGCCAGAGACAUCAACAAUAUAGAUUAUUAUAAAAAGACUACUAAUGGACGGCUUCCAGUAAAGUGGAUGGCUCCAGAAGCUCUGUUUGACAGAGUUUACACGCAUCAAAGUGAUGUUUGGUCAUUUGGUGUGUUAAUGUGGGAGAUCUUCACGUUAGGAGGAUCACCCUACCCAGGAAUCCCAGUGGAGGAACUUUUUAAGCUGCUUAAAGAAGGGCACCGAAUGGAUAAACCUGCCAACUGCACCAAUGAACUGUAUAUGAUGAUGAGAGAUUGCUGGCAUGCUGUGCCUUCACAGAGACCGACUUUUAAACAGUUGGUAGAAGACUUGGAUCGGAUUCUCACUCUCACAACUAAUGAGGAGUAUCUGGACCUCAGUGGACCUCUGGAACAGUAUUCACCUAGCUACCCUGACACGAGGAGUUCGUGUUCUUCAGGUGAUGACUCUGUUUUUUCUCCCGAUCCAAUGCCUUACGAACCUUGUCUUCCCAAGUACCAACACAUGAAUGGAAGUGUUAAAACAUGAAAAGAAAUCAUACAGAGGAAUAAAGAAACAAGAACAUCAAGCUACCUACCGUAUACAAAACAAAAUCUUUUCUCCAGGACCUUAAUGUUUCUGCUUGUACAUAUGAAAUAUGGAAAAAAAGAAGAAAAAGGAAAAAAAAAAACAAACCCAAACCAAAACUUGGAGGAAAGCAGUCAGAACCUACAUAGAGAAUCUCAUGAUUUGCAGCUUUUGAAUAUUCCCAACAAAGAAGAAUGUUUAUGAGCUGUGUCUAGAUACCCAUUGCUAUCGAUUUCCUGACUCUUGUAAGCUGCAACAGACUUGGUUUGUACAAUGGACCAGUUGGACUUGAGGCAAACUCUGGGUCUGCCUUUCUUGUUUAUUUUGUAAUAUUUGGAGAAAAUAUAUGUUGGCACACACUUACAGAGCACAAAUGCAGUAUAUAGGUGCUGGAUGUAUGUAAAUAUAUUCAAAAUAUGUAUAAAUAUAUAUUAUAUAUAUUUACAAUGAAUUAUUUUUUGUAUUGAUUUAAAAAUGGAUGUCCCAAUCCACCUAGCAAAUUAGUCUCUUUUUUAACAGCUAUUUGCUAAAUGCUGUUCUUACACAGAAUUUCUUAAUUUUCACCAUCCAAAGGUGGAAAAUACUUUGCUUUCAGGGAAAAUGGUAUAUCAUUAAUUUAUUAACUAAUUGGUAAUGUACAAAACAGUUAAUCGUUUAUAGGGUUGUUGUGUUUUUGUAAUUUAAAUGGCAUUUCUAUGCAGGCAGCACAGAGGACUAGUAGAUAUAUUGCUCAGACUUUACUAGUUUUCAGAUCUUUAAAAAAAGAAAUAUUUACAGUAUAUAACUAAUUUUGGGAAAUUAAACUUUUGAUUUAUUUGUGUUUAAAACCUGCAGUGUCAGAUGAUUAUUCUUAGCAAAACCAAAUCCUUUAACGUGAAAGUCUUUUAUUCUCAAUACCUGUCACUUUAACAGUUCAACUCUUUAGCAAGAUUUCCCAUGGCCAAACUCCAGAAACAUUCCACACACAAAAGAAACAAAAAAACAAAAAGAAAUUUUUAAAGAUUCCUAAAGUAAGGAAAGACAUGAAUUUGUCUAUAACCAUAGCAGAACAUACUGCUCUAAAAGGAGCUGAGCUUCUACCCCAAGUUGCACAUGCAUCAAAUUAACUACAAUUCUCUUCCCUGAGUUGGAUAAUGGGUUCCAGAUAUUUUGGCCUGGAUCUUUUGCCUUUUAGACUGACCCUCUAUUGUAACUUAAGUUAAAAAGAGAGAAGUUGUUUAUAAUGACAAUUUGCCAUAGGAAUAUCAGCAUCUUUUUAAGGGAUUAAUUCAUGUUGACUCCAGUAUUUCCUUCUGAUCCAUUCCAUAACAGUAGGUAUAGCACUGGCCUCUGCUAAAAUAUCACUGUUGUUUGUAUCUUUUAUACGGAAGUCUUGUGUUUUUACAUUUAGAACACUCACACUGAUAUGGCCAUGCAAUAUGAAUGCAAAUUACACUGUUUUAUGUGGUGGUGUGGUUAUUGUUUUUGGUUUUGUUUUUUUUUUAUUUGUUUUGGGGUUUUUUUUGGGGGGGGUGUUUUUGUUUUUUACAAAUUGGGUUAAAAGACUUAAAAUCUGUUAACUUUUGUACUGACAAUAAAAUGUUUCUACAGAUAUUAAUGUUAAAAUUGCAAAAUAAAUGUCAUGCAGCUUAUUUUUCCUAA